AUGGCAGACACUCUCGAGUCUGGGAGCGAGGGCGCCGGAGAGGCUGGCGAGGCAGCAACACCUCAUGGGAUUGUAAAAUGUGUGAAACUACCACUGCCUGAAAACAUUUUAGCUUAUCUAGAAAAGAGGGAAUUAGUCAGGGAUGAUCAGAUUAAGCCUUGUAAUAGUUUGGCGGAAAAGGUUACUUCUAAUUAUAUAAUAGCCAAAGAAAUUAUUAGCAACUUGUGCUGGCAGGAGAAGAUGUUAGCCAAGCUAGUGUGCAGCACUUGGCUUUCUGCUGUGCACACAUUGGAGCGGGAGCAACUGAGUCCUGCUGACUUUGUAAUGGACUUGCAUUCUUGCUGCUCAUCUAGAGUGGGGAUUGAGUACAAGAAAUCUGCCAAUUUUGCUACAGAGCCAUUGACUGUACUAACAUUUGCAAACACAGCCGGUUUCAAUAUAACAUGCAAAUGUAAAGUGAUUUGCCCCAUUCCUUGUAUGCCGCCCUGUGAAAAGGAACAUUGCUUGUUGGACCUGGUGCAGAGAUAUGUCAGUGCGCCUAAAGAUUGUAUGCUGACAGUGCGAGCUCAGUACCUCUCAUACAUGCCACUUCCACAAUCUAUCACAUAUGAACAUGCAAUCACUCGCCACAUGUUUAUCCGUUCCAACCCAUUUAUAGGAGGAGUUUACAUCCCAAAGCUGCCUGAUGUUGAAUACCAUGUCAUAAACAUAAAGUCCAAAGGAGAUAUUAAGUCAGAUUUCUAUAGAGAGAUAGCUAGGAUCUCAGAAACCAGAAUCUUCAAGGGAGUCAUUGUUUAUGUAACAGAGAAAUAUCUAUUGCACUCGGUGCAGGAUAUAGUUUUCUUAAAUUACAUAAAGGAAGUCCAGCCUGAUGUUCCGUAUGCCUUGGGAGGAUGCAUAGUAGAGGAUACAAUGUUUGAACAAAGUGAUCUAAAUCACAUUGUAGACCAAGUAAAUGAUGGUAAAGACUUCAUCACGGAAAACCUUAUUUCUAUUGGGCUGUUUUCGGUGCCGAAGGGCGAGGAUAACAAGGAGAAGGUGGAUAGGUACAAUUUUGAAGUGUACUCGCUUAUAAUUGAUACUUCAGAUUGGGCCAAGUCGAGAAUAAGCAGUGCUAUCACUGAGUUUGCAGGACAAGUCCCAAGGUUCGAACAUAGCGUGGCAAUCAAGCUGUCAUGCCUCGGACGCGACCAAAAGCAUGAAGUCGAGCAGGACUACUUCAGAGCAUCGUUUCCACAAACUCGCAUCGCCGGUUGCUAUGGGAACGGAGAACUUGGCAUCAACCACCCGCCGCGGCAGCCUGAUAAAACUCCCAAUCCUGCCAAACGAGUCCGUCAAGACACCGGCCCUCAUUUUGGAAUUAUGUACUCAUAUUCCACGGUUUUCAUGUACAUUGGCUGGGGAAAGAGCUCCCCUCCUGUUGAACCGUCGGCAAGCUUGCAAAAGACACGCAGCAAGACUCAAGCUCGAUUUCGAACUAAUUAACACGGUUUUUAACUAGUUAGAAGUUUUCUCAAAGCUUACAAUUACAACACUUCCGAUUUCAUACUGUCUUUAAGAUAGGCAGUUUUAAUAGUACCAGGUGAAUAGUUGAAAUGUUACGUAAACGAAGGCUAUUUCAUACUAUGGUUCGUCAAAAAAUUUGAUAGUUUUCUGCUUCUCGCCCUGCAGAUCUGCACUAAGAGUAAAUAUUCCCUCAGUCCCGUUAUCUAAUAGAUCCCGUCUAGUAGCUAUAAAGUAUAAACACAAUAAUGAAGUGUAAUACCUUAUUCAUGUAGACUAGAUAGAACUAUAAGAAUUGACUAUGCAAAUGCAUAAAUACGCAUCAAUCAUUUAAGUAUAAUGGUAGUAAUAAGGAUUUUCUUAUAAUUUACUGUGAUUUUUAUAUUCCAGAAAAAUGUCUGAGAUACCAAAUUAAUAUUUUUAUUUAGAUGAUUUGAUUAGACAGCUACAGUGGUCUGUUUCACCACAGUGACAUUGCCAAUUCUGUGCCUAUUUCUGGGUUGAUUAGUAACAUUGUUACUCAGCGUCAAUAUUUCCUUGUUGAACAGUCGGGCGACAAUUGUAACUGUUGUGAAAUAGACCACUGGUGCAAAUAUAAGCUGAAUUAAAUAUCAUUCUUGAUUUUUAGAUUUAUACAAAUAUUAAUUAGUGUUGUGGGCAACAACCGCGAACAUCGAAAAUCUCAAUUCGCUAUUUUAUCUACUGCUCGCAUAUUGUACCUAAGAGCGAUAGAAAUGGAGAUAACGAUGUCGAUGGUCGCCGUAACCCCUCGAUUUACAGACAUGCUUCUAGAAUAAAAAUGAUAAUUAAAAAAAAAACGUGUCUCAUAGAGUUACCCUACAAAACUUGCUACAAAAUAAAAUUAGACAUAUGG
Leguminivora glycinivorella is the source of this 2377-nucleotide messenger RNA. RefSeq lists its product as uncharacterized. The transcript has 5 exons. Bases 1 to 1485 code for a protein of 494 amino acids. The record is from RefSeq and is a predicted model, not a curated record. Lineage: Eukaryota; Metazoa; Arthropoda; Insecta; Lepidoptera; Tortricidae.